UUUUUUAAAUUGAAAUUUUUUGCCCUCGCAAGUCCUCCACUGUCGACUUGUGUGCGGGUUUUACAUAAAAACAGACGGGGAAUAGCCGAUAUCAAAAUCGGCACAAAUAAUUUACUCGUCUCGUUUCGCCGCAGAAGCUUAGGCAAACACUGCCGGCUCUGCUUGGGCGGUCCUCCUUGGAUUUUUUGAUAAAAAUGAUUGGAAAUUUUGAACCUGUUAAAUUUGGAAUUUUGGCUGGAAAGGAAAUUGGAAUUUAUGAACAGUCAUUAUUUGAAAAUGAUGGAGAAAUUGCUUCUUUAGCUAUUGCAAAAAGUAUAGCUACGAAAUUAAAUGAAAAAAAAAUAGACGAUGCAUUUUCUAUAUAUAAUUUGGAUGUAGUAGUUCAACGAUUAUUACAAUGGAGAGAAAUGUUACCUCGUAUAAAGCCAUUUUAUGCUGUUAAAUGCAAUAAUGAUCCAAUACUUUUGAAAUUAUUGGCUGACCUUGGAUGUGGUUUUGAUUGUGCUAGUAGAGGGGAAAUUGAUCAAAUAAUCACAAAUGGAUUAACAAAUGCUGAUAAUAUUAUUUAUGCAAAUCCAUGCAAAACACGUAAAUAUAUUCAACAUGCUGACAAACUUGGUGUUCGUCGAAUGACUUUUGAUAGUUUAGAGGAAUUGAUAAAAAUAAAAGAAAAUCAUUCUUCACCAGAGUUGGAAAUUUAUUUAAAUUAA
Molecule: messenger RNA, 710 nt
Organism: Meloidogyne enterolobii
Lineage: Eukaryota; Metazoa; Nematoda; Chromadorea; Rhabditida; Meloidogynidae
Source: the annotation of a GenBank genome assembly